GUAAGAUAUGCUUCUGAUAAGGUAUUUUAGUGACGAUCUUGUAUACUUAUAUGUCAGCCAAUUGUUUAACCCCUAUACCAGAAUUCAUGAAGGAGCUUGGUAUUAACUUUAAGGAUUCUAUGUUGCAAAUUGCAACAGAAUUCAGAGGAGUAUACAUACUUGAAUUAAUCUUGCUGCCGUAAUUUUUGAACAGUAGAAAUGAGUGCCACUAAGGAGUCUUCUAAGCAGAGAGAUGGGGAAAAGGGAAAGGAAGAUGAAACACCAACUGAAAAACCAACUGAAGAACCAACUGAGACUAAAGAAAAGAAGAAAAAUUAUGAAACACUGAUUGAAAAACCAACUGAACCAGCUGAGUCAACUGAAGAAAAGAAGAAAAAGAGUACCAGAAAAGUCUAUACUACCGAAGAGAUAACUCUGUUUUUCGAUGAUUAUUCUAAGAACCCAACUAGUUCAGUGGCCAGCUUAGCCCGCAAACAUUCGACUAAAUACAACACAGCCAGAAAGUGGAUCAAAGAUUAUCUUGAAACCGGUAGGCAAUCUACUGCCGAUAUUUACUACACUAAAUGUCAAAUCACAACGUAUUAUUGUAAUUUAACUAUCUAUUACUGGUGUAAAACAUUGAAAAGUGAUUUUAUCAAUUUUCAAAUCUUGAAGAAGGAACUAGUAUUUGAAUAGUUAUCAUUAUAACGUAAUACUACAAUAACUAGGAUUUAUUAAAAC
This is a messenger RNA of Hyphopichia burtonii NRRL Y-1933, 720 nucleotides long. RefSeq lists its product as uncharacterized. The coding region runs from base 199 to 675 and encodes 158 amino acids. The transcript has a single exon. The record is from RefSeq and is a predicted model, not a curated record. NCBI's taxonomy places the organism in Eukaryota, Fungi, Ascomycota, Pichiomycetes, Serinales, Debaryomycetaceae.